Molecule: messenger RNA, 3435 nt
Organism: Cannabis sativa
Lineage: Eukaryota; Viridiplantae; Streptophyta; Magnoliopsida; Rosales; Cannabaceae
Product: patatin-like protein 3
Exons: 9
Coding region: 48-1274 (408 amino acids)
Biological process (GO): lipid metabolic process
Molecular function (GO): monoacylglycerol lipase activity; glycerophospholipase activity
Source: RefSeq, a predicted model, not a curated record
AUAAUUAUAAUUACUUGAAGAAAUUAUUAUUAUAUAUACAUAUUAUCAUGGCAGGCAUCACCAGUACAAAAUUUAAAAAUAAUUUACCUCCAAAAUAUGGAAAUAUCAUAACAAUUCUGAGCAUAGAUGGAGGAGGCAUUAGAGGAAUCAUCCCUGGAGUUAUUCUUUCUAAACUUGAAUCUCAUCUCCAGGAGGUGGAUGAUAAUAAAGAUGCAAGAGUAGGUGAUUACUUCGAUGUAAUAGCGGGAACUAGCACAGGUGGGCUUAUUACAGGAAUGUUAACAGCACCAGACCCCAACAAUAGGCCUUUGUUUGCUGCCAAAGAUGUUGUUCCAUUUUACCUUCAACACAGUUCUAAAAUCUUCCCUCAAACUCGGGGAAUAUUUGCCGAUACUAUAAACACGGUGAAAGCAUUAGGAGGACCAAAGUACGAUGGAAAGUACCUUCACAACCUCAUAUCGAAGAAUUUAAGUGGAGUGAAGUUGCAUCAAACCUUGACCAAUGUAGUUAUUCCUACUUUUGACAUCAACAAACUCCAACCUGUUAUUUUUUCUUCUUACCAGAUAGAAACAUCAAGAGUGUUGGAUGCUUCACUUUCGGACAUUUGUAUAGGUACUUCAGCUGCCCCAACCUUCUUACCUGCUCACUUUUUUACAAACAAAGAUGAUGAGUCUGGAAUUACUCAAGAAUUUAACCUCAUAGAUGGGGGCAUAGCCGCUAAUAAUCCGGCUUUGGUGGCAAUGAGUGAAGUGACUAGACAAAUAAUAAGGAAAAAUCCAGAGUUUAGUACGGAGAAGCCUGUGGAUUACAACCGUUUUCUAGUGAUUUCAAUAGGAACGGGUUCAAAAAGGAAUGAACAAAAAUACACUGCUAAAAUGGCUUCUAAAUGGGGCAUAAUAUCAUGGAUAUUUAACAAUGGAUCAACUCCUAUAAUAGAUUGUUAUAGUGAAGCCAGUGCUGAUAUGGUUCACUACCAUAAUUCUGUGGUUUUUCAAGCUUUUCAAUCUCAACAUAGCUACCUACGUAUUGAUGAUGACACACUAAAAGGGGAUGUAGCUUCGGUUGAUGUAGCUACAGAAGAGAAUUUGAAUAAGUUGGUGGAAGUGGGUCAAAAUUUGCUGAAUAAACCAGCUUCACGCCUCAACGUGGAUACUGGUCUCUAUGAGCCUAUUCCAAAUGCUGGUACCAAUGACCAAGCCCUCAAAAGGUUUGCGGAGUUACUUUCCGAAGAAAAGAAACGUCGGGAGUCUAAUGCCGCCGCCGAGCAGAAAUAAUAAUAAUAAUAAUAAUGUACUAUAUGUUGUUGUUGACAUUCGAAAAUAACUUUGAUUUGAAACCUAAUAAUAAUAAUAAUAAUAAGAGACAGUAAUGAUAUGUGUGCUCCCAAAAUAUAUAUGCACUAAAUAAUGAUGUAAUAAGAUUUCAUUUUUGAAAUCAAUGUGUGAUUGAUUUGAAAAAGAAAAAAGAAGAUUAAUUUAACCCAAUGUAUGGAAACAACAUAAAUAUAUAUAUAUAUCUUUAUAUAUUAAAAGUGCCUAUCUAACGGCAUUUAUUGGUUUAACAGAAUAUACUUUAAAAAUAAAAGAAUAUUCUGUUAAAUCUAACAAAAGAUUAACAUUUAAAGUUCACUUCUCUAAUCUUAUACGACCAUCCUUCGGUAACCUUACGAUUAGUUUCAAUAGCCCUAACCUAACUAGGAUCUCUCACUCCCACUCUCACUCCCACUCCCAAUCGAUUGUAAGCCCUCCACACCUGAAAUUCAAGUUCGAUUCGUUGGUGGAUGCCCAUGAAGCCAAUCGCAUUAUCGAAGCCAAUCCUAAUAUCAUGACCCCAAAUUCUAAGCAGCCUGGGCUCAUCUCCAUCAAAUGUGGUAUGACGAUUCCCCAACACUAGAACCCACCUCCACCCUCUUUUGCUUCUUUUGGAUUGGGUAUACGUGUAACUAUAAAGAUGGAGUAUCGGAUCACACCUCCUGCUAAGUGAGCCUUUCGUAAUGUUCCUCAAAACCUUAUAGUUCAUGAACUGACAAUGACAAAUAUAUUCCGCCAAAUAAGCAUGCAACUACUUGAAAAUGUACGCGUCCAAUGUUGAGUUUCAACAUAAUCAUAUUCCUUCUUCUAGGUUUGAUAAUGUUGACUUUUAGGUUUCUUUUACACAUCCAAUGUUGUGCAAGCUCAAAUAGAUAGAAAUGGCAUGUACUUUACAAAUUCUAUUAUUUUUAUCUAUAAUACUUUAUUGUUGAAUCAAUUUUUUUUCUCUUUUCCAUCUUAUAAUAUUCCUUAUUAUAAAGGGCAAUAAUAACAUUUCAAAAAAAUUAGACUUUAUUGUACUAAUUUGCUGUUAGGGGUGUUCAUCCGAUCCAAUCCGCACUUUUUUGGUCAAACAACAUCCAAUCCGCACUAAGUGCGGAUUUCAUAUUUUGGAUCCAAUCCGAUCCGCAUAAGAGUUUAAAUCCAAUCCAAUCCGAUCCGCAAUAGUGCGGAUUGGAUCGGUUAUUUUAGAUCGGUUAUUUUUUUAAUAAUAAAUUAUUUAAUAUUUCAUAGAAAAAAAUUAAAAAAAAAAACUAACUAUUGUUUCUUAAACUCCAAUAAUAAUCUAUUUCCAUCUCUAUUUAUAUACAAAUCAAACCAAUAUACAUAUAUCAAUAUAUAUGUACUUAUCUUUAGAUUUAUACUAAAAUAUAUAUGUAUCUAUUACUAAAAUAAAUAAAAUAAAUAAGUUAGUAUAUAUAUUUAAAUUUAUAUAUGUGUCUAUGUUAAUAAGAAUUAUUUUUGUUGUGUUUUUUAUUAUGAAAUAAAUAAAAUGCACCAACUCAAUAUAUUAUUAAAAAAGAUUGAGAAAUUAGAAGUUUGUGUCUUUUUUUAAUUAAUAUAUAUUAUAUAUUAUAAUUUUUUAAAAAUUUAUAAUUAAGUGCGGAUUGGAUUGGAUCGGUUACUUUUUGAGGUCAAACAACAUCCAAUCCGCACAAGUGCGGAUUUUAGUUUUUUCAAUCCAAUCCAAUCCGCACAAGUGCGGAUAUCCGCAUUUUGCGGAUAUCCGCAUUUUGCGGAUUGGAUUGGAUUGGAUCGUGCGGAUUGGAUUGGAUCGGAUAAUUUAUGAACACCCCUAUUUGCUGUCCACUAAGAGCUUUAUCAUUGCUCUCUUCCUUGCCAUUUUUUACUCAUUAUUGUCUUUUGGGUUACGGUUGAAAAUACAUUCCCUGAGUGACUCUACUGAUAUGACAACUAUUUCUAAUAUUUGCGCUACAUUUUUUUUUUUGAAUAAUAUUGUAUAUUAUAAUAAUUAAAAGUUAUAAUAAUAAAAAAAAAUGUAACUAAGUAUACGUGCAAUGCACGUAACUUCAAUCUAGUAUAUAUAUAUAAAGCUGUUAAAACAAUGUGAAAAACAAUAUUUGUAUUUUCAAAAAAUAAAAAUAAAGAAAUAAAGAAAACUUCA